Molecule: messenger RNA, 705 nt
Organism: Paramacrobiotus metropolitanus
Lineage: Eukaryota; Metazoa; Tardigrada; Eutardigrada; Parachela; Macrobiotidae
Exons: 2
Coding region: 121-582 (153 amino acids)
Source: RefSeq, a predicted model, not a curated record
AUCCAGUCUUCGGCCUUUUUUUACUAUAGCGUUUUUUGGACCUUACAGUUUUUAUAGCGCUUGCAGCUCGUGUUUCCACUUUCCAGUCUAUUCGCUUUCAGUUUUACCAUCUAUUCCAGAAUGCAGACAUUUGCGGUCAUCUUGCUGUUGGCCUGCGUCGCCGUCGCCUCCGCUCAGUUCUUCGGCGGUCUGGGUGGAAUGGGCGGCUUCGGUGGCAUGGGCGGUUUGGGCGGAUUUGGCGGCAUGGGCGGUCUUGGUGGAAUGGGCAUGAUGGGCGGUUUAGGCGGAAUGGGCAUGGGUGGUUUAGGCGGAAUGGGCAUGGGCGGUUUAGGCGGAAUGGGCAUGGGCGGUUUAGGCGGAUUUGGUGGAUUAGGCGGCAUGGGCAUGGGUGGCCUUGGAGGAUUCGGUGGCAUGGGUGGAUUAGGCGGUAUGGGCUAUGGUGGAAUGGGCAUGGGCGGUCUCGGCGGAUUCCCGAUGGGCGGUGGAAUCGGUGGACUCCAGGGCGGCAGUGGAUGGGGCGCAGCCGCCCCCUUGGUGGCCGCUGCCCCUCUGCAGACUUCCACCGGAUGGGGACGCAAGUAGUAGAUUUUGAAUCGAAUCUAAUGUUUUUGUUCUCCUUUCUGUUGUUAACACUUAUUGUACCGGUAUUGUCAGAAUCACAGUCAUAAUUGUCUGAGAAUCUGAGAUUACUUGUAAUUUGCACAA